AUGGAAGAACAGGCUCUAAACCCUAAGAAGGCCAAGAAAACGGACGAAGGUUUGGGCGGCGCUUCUCCUUCAAUCGACCAAGUACCAAACCACAUUCUCGUCGAUAUCCUUUCUCGUCUUCCGAUCAAAUCCCUCAUACAGUGCAGGAGCGUCUGUAAAUCCUUUCUCUAUUUGAUCUCCGUAGACACCGAUUUCCGUUCCUUACACCUCUCAAGAUCCCCUCCUGAGCUCCUAUUCUACAAUUCAGACUCGAAACAGAUCAUUCUCUUGGAUUCCGACGCCGACCAAGCACACCAGCUCACUCUCCGCUUCGACGGACUUUCCGAUAUGAUGAUCGUGAACUCGAGCCGCGGCCUUCUCUGCCUCCGCUCACUUGAUACCUCUUUUCCCUUUUGCGUCAUUAAUCCCAUCUCUCUGGAAUUCACUCUUAUCCCGAAUCCCGUGGUGAUCGACAGUGAAGACCCUGUUUCUUUGAUGGUCGGAUUUGGGUACAGUCCCAUGUCCGAUAAAUACAAGAUUAUAAAGGUAUCAAAGUCUCUCGAUUCAACUGGUAAAAACUGUUUUCAUACCGACAUUUAUACAAUCGGAUCACCUUCUUCUUCUUGGAGGAGAAUUGAAGAUGCUCCAAUACAAGAGAUUACACAGUGUUUUUCAACGUUCCUUGGUGGACGUUUAUAUUGGAUAAUGAACGAGACUGCAUCUAUCUAUUGUUAUGGGUUCAUGAUUUAUUUCGAUUUUGAUAGUGAAACAUUUGGAACAGAAACUUUGCCCCCUCCUUUUGACAUCUCCCGAUACAGAGAUAAUGUGACAGUUGUUAACUUUGGUGUGUUUCAAGGUAUGUUGAGAAUAAGUGUAUUGACUGAUUCGGGAAACAACCCGCACAUUUGGGUUUUGAAGGAGUUUGGGGUUGACAAAUCGUGGUGCUUAGAUGAGCUUCCUUUUUCAUUUCCUGGCAAGUAUAUAAACAAUAAUAAGUCUGAGUCAUUGGUUUUUAUGGCUGGUUAUUAUACGGUUACAUACAACCUCAUUGAGAAGAAGAUUGUUUAUGGUAAAUUAAAACCAUUCUCUCAUGUUCCUAUCCUGCUGCCCCUCAAGGAAUUACUAGUAGGAGUUGAGGUCCAUCUCCUAAAUUCAACUCAAAGCAAAAAUGUGGAAGAUGAAGUGUGAUGACAAGUUAAUUAGUUUCAACUGCUAGGUACACUGGAAUAUGGUACUAAACUUUUCCACCAUGGGCUUAACCUUCUUUUUUUCUUAUCUUUUUUUUUUUAUUAUUUUGUUGAACUUGUGCAACUCUUUGUUUAGCUUACAUGUUACAACUUUUUUGUUAUAGAUCUACUUAUACUGUUUGGUGA
Molecule: messenger RNA, 1352 nt
Organism: Impatiens glandulifera
Lineage: Eukaryota; Viridiplantae; Streptophyta; Magnoliopsida; Ericales; Balsaminaceae
Product: F-box protein At3g07870-like
Exons: 2
Coding region: 1-1167 (388 amino acids)
Molecular function (GO): protein binding
Source: RefSeq, a predicted model, not a curated record